This is a messenger RNA of Epinephelus lanceolatus (giant grouper), 2321 nucleotides long. The record is from RefSeq and is a predicted model, not a curated record. Lineage: Eukaryota; Metazoa; Chordata; Actinopteri; Perciformes; Serranidae.
ACCCCACCUUCCAUCACUACGCUGACCGCCCUGAUCGUGUCGUUGAAUCUGGACAAAAGGUUUUCAUCGUGACACACCAGACCAUGGACAGGAACAGGAAGUGGGUGCCGGGCUUUGGAGCUGUACUAUUGACACUUUUGGGUCACAUGACGUCAGCGCUGGAAGUGCCUCUUGAUCCUAAAGUACUGGAAGGAUUGCCCCAACCCCCCACGAUCACGCUACAGUCCCCGAAGGAUUACAUCUUUGAUCCGCGGGAGAACAUUGUCAUCCACUGUGAGGCGAAGGGGAAGCCUCAUCCCAGCUUUUCCUGGACGAGAAAUGGGACCCACUUCGACGUAGAGAAAGACUCCAAAGUUCUGAUGAAGCCCGGCUCAGGGACUCUGGUUAUUGACAUCAGCGGGGAAAAGGCCGAGGCCUACGAGGGGACGUACCAGUGUACGGCUCACAACGAGCACGGCACUGCCGUAUCCAACAGCAUUGUCAUCAGGCAGUCCAGGUCCCCCUUGUGGUCGAAAGAGAGAAAUGAGGCUAUCGUCGUGCAGACGGGGGUCUCCCUGGUGCUGCAGUGCCGACCCCCUGCAGGGCUGCCCCCUCCUGUCAUCUUCUGGAUGGAUAACAACUUCCAGAGGCUACCACUGGAUCAACGAGUGUCCCAAGCUCUGAAUGGAGACUUGUACUUUUCCAACGUUCUCCCAGAGGACACCAGGAGCGACUACAUCUGCUACGCUCGCUUCCCUCACACACAAACCAUCCAGCAGAAACAACCCAUCUCAGUCACCGUGCUGGACAACAGCCCAGAGGGGGAGCGUCGCCCCGGUUUCAUGUUGCCUCUGGGCACCACCAGCACCAAGAUGGUUCUGAAAGGGGAGACUCUGGAGCUCGAAUGCAUCGCCGAGGGCCUGCCCACUCCAGAGAUCUCCUGGCAGAAGGAUGGAGGAGAGCUGCCAGGCAGCAGGACGUCCUUUUUUAACUUCAAGAAAACACUCAAGGUUUCUGAGGUGAAUGAAGCUGAUGGUGGGGACUACCGCUGUACAGCCACAAACAACCUGGGCACUGUACACCACAUCAUCAAGGUCACUGUCAAAGCGGCUCCUUUCUGGGUCAGCGCUCCCAGGAACCUGAUCCUCGCCCCCAAUGAGACUGGCAUCCUGACUUGUCGAGUCAGUGGAGAGCCCAAACCCAAGAUUAGCUGGUUUGUCAAUGGAGUCCCCAUAGAGAAUGCUCCCGAGGACCACAGUCGAAAGGUGGAGGAUGACACUGUAAUUCUUAGCAAUGUCCAAUCAGGGUCCAGUGCCGUCUACCAGUGUAAUGCAUCCAAUGAAUUUGGCUACCUGAUGGCAAACGCUUUUGUCAACGUUCUAGCUGAGCCACCAAGGGUGCUCACUCCACCCAACCGAGUGUACCAGGUCAUCACUAACAACCCUGCGUUACUUCACUGCGCCUCCUUUGGCUCACCGAUACCAACCAUCACAUGCUCUAGAGUGAUUUUUAAUAUUUUCUGUGGUUCUUGGCUCCUUGGUGUGUUUACAGAGAAACCUGACCCUCCGACUGACCUGGAACUGACAGACCAGACAGACAGGAGUGUUCAGCUCACCUGGAUCCCUGGAGACGAAAACAACAGUCCCACACAAAAGUUUUUGAUUCAAUACGAGGAUCUGCUCCACCAGCCUGGAGUUUGGGUCAACCUGACGGAUGUUGCCGGUACCAGCACCACAGCGCAGUUAAGCCUCUCUCCGUAUGUCUACUACUCCUUCCGAGUCCUGGCUCUGAACGACGUUGGCUACAGUGAGCCGAGCCAGCCCUCAAGCCAAUACAGGACCAACCCUGCAGCUCCUGAUGAAAAUCCAUCGAACGUUAAGGGGGAAGGAACAAUGCCUGGCAAUUUAGUCAUCUCUUGGACACCGCUGACAGGAUUUCAGGCAAACGGGCCCGGUCUGGAGUACAAAGUGCAGUGGAGACAGAAGGACGUGGAUGGGGACUGGUCCUCGAAGACUGUGGCCAAUGUCUCCCAAUUUGUUGUGUCUGGAACUCCGACCUACAUACCCUAUGAGAUCAAGAUUCAAGCUUUGAAUGAUUAUGGCAAUGCGCCAGAGCCUGACGUAACGGUUGGAUACUCUGGAGAAGACUUGCCUCUGGCUGCACCUGACAGUGUGCAGAUCAUGGUUCACAACAGCACACUAGCAGAGGUACACUGGGAGCCUGUUGCUUUCCCCUCAGUCAGAGGAAGACUGCAGGGAUACAAGGUAUUGUGUUUUUUAAAUGAUUAUUUCUGCAGCAUUGGGAGUAUUUGGGUGUCCCUGGUGUGAGGGGUACUGCCAUUA